AUGUCGGUACAGAAGAAGGCUAGUGACGCCGCGGGUGUGGAGCUGGUCUCAGGCAGCAUCAGCCUCCCAUCGGCUGAGGAGAACACGCUGGAUGAGCCGGUGUCCACCACCAUCGUAAGCUGUCGUUUUCCUUUUGCCUUGGUUUCCUUUUCCCAAUUUCCAACUCGUUCUGCCUUUCCGACGCGUGUCGAGCAGCUCCGCGAUCUGCGACUGGUAGGCGGCAAGCUGCGUGUGGUUCUUAUGCCUAGUAACACGUCGGAGGAGACACUCCACGCGCUGCGGGACUGGGACCUCUGGGGGCCGCUUUUACUGUGCCUGACGCUUUCCAUCAUGUUGAGUGUGACGGCCCCUGCAGCACAGUCAGCUAUGGUGUUUACAGGAGUGUUUGUCGUGAUCUGGGUGGGCGCCGCCAUCGUCACUAUUAACGCGCAGCUGCUGGGCAGCUCCAUAUCUUUCUUUCAAAGUGUGUGCGUGUUGGGAUACUGCGUGUUCCCGCUGAAUAUCGCAACCUUGGUGUGCAUGCUGGCCAAAGUGGUGGUCUCACACAUCUUGCUGCGAAUGGUCAUCGUUGGUGUGGGCUUCCUCUGGUCGACUCGAGCCUCGGUCGUGUUCAUGUCCACGUUGGUGCCACCGAAGCGUAAGGCGCUGACGGUGUACCCAGUUCUGCUCUUCUACUUGUUCAUCAGUUGGAUGGUGCUCAUUCAAUAAACCAACAGUCGCUCGUUGUGAGUGUUGUUGAUUUUUUUAUUAUU
This is a messenger RNA of Phytophthora infestans T30-4, 752 nucleotides long. Its product is annotated as YIPF6-like protein. Gene Ontology annotation, biological process: endoplasmic reticulum to Golgi vesicle-mediated transport. Lineage: Eukaryota; Oomycota; Peronosporomycetes; Peronosporales; Peronosporaceae. Gene Ontology annotation, cellular component: trans-Golgi network; membrane. The transcript is spliced from 4 exons. The record is from RefSeq and is a predicted model, not a curated record. The coding region runs from base 1 to 708 and encodes 235 amino acids.